This is a messenger RNA of Phytophthora nicotianae INRA-310, 1035 nucleotides long. RefSeq lists its product as hypothetical. The record is from RefSeq and is a predicted model, not a curated record. Lineage: Eukaryota; Oomycota; Peronosporomycetes; Peronosporales; Peronosporaceae. The transcript has 4 exons. Gene Ontology annotation, molecular function: protein binding. The coding region runs from base 1 to 1035 and encodes 344 amino acids.
AUGAGGAGAUCGAUACGAGUUGCUGCUAUCGCUGCGUGGGUGGCUGCUGUGGUUACUGAUAACGUGGAAACCGCGACCACGUGCACUGUCACCGCUGCGACGGUGUCGAAGUACACAGCAUCUACUACUUUCGCUGCUGCUCAAAUCGAGUAUGCAGAUUGCAGCACGAAAGUUGUGAGAGUGGUUACUGCCAGUGAUGGAGCGGCGCAGCUAGACUUGAGCAGCAAGCAGAUCGUCAUGGUGAAGAGUCUACCAUCUAUCACUCAGCUCAACCUAAAGAGCAACAACAUAUCGCGGCUAGAAAAUGUUUCCAUCCCAUCGACAAUUCAGACGCUCGAUCUAUCCAAGAAUGCGUUUACUUCAUUUCAAAACUUCACAUUCCCCAGUAGUCUUAAGAAGCUUAUCGCAUCCAAUGGCAAACUGAUAAGCCUGCACAACUUCUCGUUCCCAGACUCGGUCACGACACUCAAUCUCGCCAACAAUCCGAUCACCUCCAUUAAUGGAGUUGUCUUCCCAAACUCGUUGAAGGUGCUGUCCAUCACAUCCACAGCGAAACUAGCCGAGUUUGAAGUUAGGCAGACGGAUGCUACACAGUUCGCGAGCCUUCAGACAUUCAACGUCUCAGCAACCACAAGUCUCACAUGCUCCGACAGCAAUGCGCUGUAUCGCUACGUGCAGGACACACUGCUCUGUGUACUUGCAGACGACGUCUUCAACAGCAAGUACGGGAUAAAAAGUGACGGUAGUGCGAGCGGUUCCGUGGAUGCAGCUGCACCAACUCCCACGCCAGAACUUCAGGAAGCAAAUAACCCUCGACGCUCGAAAUUUCUUCUCUUCGCUGCAAUAUCGUUGUUUCUGGCCUGUGUCGGGCUCAUGAGCACCCUCGCGCCGCGCACGCUGUACGAGCGCUACCAGAAGAAGAAAUACACGAAAGUUCGCUUAAAGAAGCAGCAGCAAACCCCUCCGGUAGUGAAGCCGAUCCAGCCAACGAACGAGCUGCAACGCGACCCGAACAUAACUUACUGGGAUCUAUAG